Molecule: messenger RNA, 1572 nt
Organism: Lecanosticta acicola
Lineage: Eukaryota; Fungi; Ascomycota; Dothideomycetes; Mycosphaerellales; Mycosphaerellaceae
Source: the annotation of a GenBank genome assembly
AUGGAAGUACCAACUACCAGGUCCCUCGCGGACAUCUACCCACAGGACGCAUUGGAAAGCCAGACGGCACGAUGGAACAACCUCUUGAGCACAUUCAAGGAUCGAUAUGCGAAGCUACCAGAUUUCGUCUCGAGAAGUCCCGGCAGAGUCAAUAUCAUCGGCGAGCACAUCGAUUAUUCGCUCUACGAAGUCAUCCCCAUGGCUGUAACAGCCGACGUUCUACUCGCCGUGGCAGUUCACAAGAAAGAGUCGGGUCCUAGUACAGUGCGAUUGACGAACAUCCACCCGCAAAAGUUCGAGUCGCGAGAAUUUCAGAUGCCAGAUACGGGAGAGGUGCAUAUUGACUCGGCGACGCUCGAGUGGACGAAUUAUUUCAAAUCCGGGCUUGUCGGUGCCACGGAGUUGCUGAGGAAGAAACAUAAGGACUUUAAGAGCAGUGUCGGCAUGGAUAUCCUGGCAGAUGGUACGGUGCCCUCGGGAGGUGGUCUUUCCAGCAGUGCUGCCUUCGUAUGCGCCAGCGCUUUGGCUGUCAUGAGGGCCAACGGCGUUGAAGCGGUGGACAAGAAAGAGCUGGUAGAAUUGGCUAUCGUGUCGGAGAGGGCAGUAGGUGUCAAUUCAGGCGGCAUGGAUCAGUCGGCAUCAGUGUUCCCGUUGCAAGGCUCGGCUCUCUAUGUUUCCUUCGUACCGGAGUUGUCGGCGAAGAACAUCGCAUUUCCGGAGCUCAAGUCGCCUCUGACAUUUGUGAUUGCUCAAUCGUUUGUGGCAGCCGACAAGCAUGUGACGGCUCCAGUAUGCUAUAAUUUGCGAGUAGUUGAGGUCACUCUGGCAGCGCUUUUCUUGUCCAAGAUUUUUGGGCUGAAGGCACUUCCUCGAGACGCAGGCCCAUUGGGCGUGAGCUUGAGAGGGUUUCACGACACAUAUAUGCAGGAGAAGGAGGGCAUCAAGGAUAAUCACGCUGUCUCGAAAGCGCAGUUCCAAGAACAACUACAAGAUCUCAUCCACAAAGUCGACCACUACCUACCCCAGGAGGAAGGCUACACCAGAGAACAGCUAUCAGAAAUCCUCCAGAUGGACAUCAAGGAGAUGGAGCAGAAGUACAUGAGCAAAUUCCCAGUCCGCGCCGAGCGAUUCAAGCUACGACAAAGAGCAUUGCACGUCUUUAGCGAGGCCAUCCGAGUACUGAAGUUCAUGGAUUUACUCACAUCACCACCCCCACAAACCGAGAAGGAGAACACAGAACUCCUGCAGUCAUUAGGAGAGCUCCUGAACGAGACCCAAGAUUCAUGCCGAGAGAUCUACGAGAACAGCUGCCCCGAGCUCGAUGAGCUGUGUCAAUUAGCUCGAUCCGCAGGUGCAUAUGGAAGCAGAUUGACUGGGGCCGGCUGGGGAGGAUGCUCGGUGCAUCUUGUCCCGGAGAACAAAGUACAGGCAGUGAAGGACAAGUGGAUCAAAGACUACUACAAGAAGAAAUUCCCCGACAUUACGGAUGAGAAGUUGAAAGAAGCGAUUGUGGUUUCAAAGCCUGGCAGUGGAAGCUCUGUAGUCGAGCUAGAAGGACGGAGCAGUCUAUGA